AUGAGUAGGACGCUGUCGUGUCGGGCUUCUGUUCGAGCACUUGUUGUGCCCAUCUCGCAUCAGUACGGCCAGCGGGUAGCCUUCACCAACAGACAUCAUGUCAUCACCAAUACUAUCAUAAGUACAACCCUUUCUUUCUAUGCACUUGCUUACAUCAUUGCUUACAUCAUUGCCCUUGCAACCCAUAUCAACAACACCUGCUCGUUGGUGAUGGUCGUCGUGCUCGUGAGCAACAUCCCCACAGUAUCUGGCAUUCUGAUCACGUGUCAUCGUUGUCGGGAGCGGCGUCAUUCUAGUCAUCUUGAAGGACACUGCCAAACCCAGCCUCAAGAUGAUUACAUUCAUAGGUAUGUGUGCCAGCAGCCACUGCAGAGAGGCGCAUAUUGA
This is a messenger RNA of Prorocentrum cordatum, 387 nucleotides long. The record is from the annotation of a GenBank genome assembly. NCBI's taxonomy places the organism in Eukaryota, Dinophyceae, Prorocentrales, Prorocentraceae.